CGUUGCGCGGCGGCGGCGGCAGCGCCGGGCCCGGUUCUGGCCCGGUUCUAACGCGGUUCUAACCCGGUCCUGGCCCGGCUCCGGCCCCGGCGGAACCACCGUGAGCCCCGCAGGUGCAGCCAUGGCGGGCGCGGCGCCCCCCGCAGGUGCCCCCGAGCACCCCUUCACCUGCCGGGAGUGCGGCAAAUCCUUCCGCUGGUCCUCGCGCCUGGCGCAUCACCUGCGCAGCCACACAGGUGAGCGCCCCUACAAGUGCUCCGAGUGCCCCAAGGCCUUCAAGGGCUCCUCCGCCCUCCUCUACCACCUGCGGGGCCACACAGGUGAGCGCCCCUACACCUGCGCCACCUGUGGGAAGAGCUUCAAGCGCUCCUCGCUGCUGCAGACUCACCUGCGCGUGCACACGGGGCUGCGCGCCUUCAGGUGCGCCCAGUGCGGCCUCACCUUCAAGUGGGCGUCACACUACCAGUACCACCUGCGGCAGCACUCGGGUGAGCGGCCCUACCGCUGCCCCACCUGCCCCAAGGCCUUCAAGAACUCCUCCAGCCUGCGGCGCCACCGCCACACCCACACAGGUGAGCGCCCGCACACCUGCGACACCUGCGGCAAGGGCUUCGCCCAGGCCACCAACCUGCGGCAGCACCUGCGGGUGCACACGGGGGAGCGGCCGUACACCUGCGCCACCUGCGGGAAGAGCUUCACGCACUCGUCCAACCUGCACCUGCACCGGCGCACGCACGGCCCCGCCCCGCAGUGCCCCACCUGCGCCACGCCCUUGGCCUCGCGCACCUGCCCGCAGAGGCACCCGCCGGGCCCCGCCCCGCCCGGCGCCGCCUCACCUGAGCCGCUCUGGAGGCCGCUGGCGCUCACCUGUGCCGAGCAGGAGGUGACGGUGACACCGGCCACGCCCCCGGCCCCGCCCCACCGCUGCCUCACCUGCGGCAAGAGCUUCAAGAACGGGGCGGGGCUGGCGCGGCACCUGCCCGGGCACGAGCGGCCCCGAGCCCCACCCGCGCCAGGUGAGGCCGAGGCGCCGGCCCCGCCCCCGCCCGAGCGGCCGUACAGGUGCGGCGAGUGCGGCAAGGCCUUCAAGGGCUCCUCGGGGCUGCGCUACCACCUGCGCGACCACACAGGUGAGCGCCCCUACACCUGCGCCACAUGUGGGAAGAGCUUCAAGCGCUCCUCGCUGCUGCAGACUCACCUGCGCGUGCACACGGGGCUGCGCGCCUUCAGGUGCGCCCAGUGCGGCCUCACCUUCAAGUGGGCGUCGCACUACCAGUACCACCUGCGGCAGCACUCGGGUGAGCGGCCCUACCGCUGCCCCACCUGCCCCAAGGCCUUCAAGAACUCCUCCAGCCUGCGGCGCCACCGCCACACCCACACAGGUGAGCGCCCGCACACCUGCGACACCUGCGGCAAGGGCUUCGCCCAGGCCACCAACCUGCGGCAGCACCUGCGGGUGCACACGGGGGAGCGGCCGUACACCUGCGCCACCUGCGGGAAGAGCUUCACGCACUCGUCCAACCUGCACCUGCACCGGCGCACGCACUCGGCGGCACGGCCCUUCCGCUGCCCCACCUGCCCCAAGGCCUUCGUCAUGGCCGCCUACCUGCAGAGACACCUGCGCACGCACGGCCCCGCCCCGCGACGCGCACCCGGCGCUGCCGCCGCACCUGGCGGUGCCACACCUGUGCCAUCGCCUGCUGGCGCUUACCUGGUGCUGCCCGGCCCUGGUGGCUCCUCCCCCCACAAGGUGCUGCUGGUGGCGGCCACGCCCGGGCACGCCCAGCCGCACCUGGCGCAGGUGGGCAGGGAGCAGCGCACCUGGCACAGCGUCCUGCUCAUACCUGGGGCGGGCAGGGAGGGAGCGGCAGCGGGGGUGCAGGUGGCUGGGGUGACAGGUGUGACAGGUGUGACAGGUGUGGCAGGUGUGACAGGUGUGGCAGGUGUGGCAGGUGUGACAGGUGUGACAGGUGUGGCAGGUGUGACAGGUGUGGCAGGUGUGGCAGGUGUUACAAGUGCAGGUGUGACAGGUGUGGGUGUAGCAGGUAUAGCAGGUGUUACAGGGGUCCCAGGUGUGGCAGGGGUGACAGGUGUUACAAGUGCCGGUGUGACAGGAGUGGCAGGGGUGACAGGUGUUACAAGUCCAGGUGUGACAGGUAUGACAGGUGUAGGUGUCACAGGGGUCCCAGGUGUGACAGGUGUAGGUGUGACAAGUGUCACAGGGCUUACAGGUGUGACAGGUGUAGGUGUCACUGGUGUGACAGGUGUGCCAGAUGUAGGUGUCACAGGUGUCCAGCUCCAGGUGCUGCCGGUGGCCCCAGAGGUCACCAAUGUCCAGGUUCAGGGUGGGGAGGUGGCAGGUGUGACAGGUGUGACGGGUGUGACAGGUGCAGGUGUGGCAGGUAUGACAGGUGUGGCAGGGCUGCAGCUCCAGGUGCUCCCAGUGCCUUCAGAAGUCACCAACGUCCAGCUCCAGGCAGGUGAGGUGACCAACGUCCAGCUCCAGGUGUUGCCACCACCACCUGCAGGUGGCACAGGUGUGCAGUUCCAGACAGGUGAGGUGACCAACGUCCAGCUCCAGGUGUUGCCACCACCACCUGCAGGUGGCUCAGGUGUGCAGCUCCAGGUGUUGCCAGCACCACCUGAGGUCACCAACGUCCAGCUCUGCACAGGUGAGGUGACCAAUGUCCAGCUCCAGAUGUUGCCACCACCACCCCCAGGUGGCACAGGUGUGCAGCUCCAGGCAGGUGAGGUGACCAACGUGCAGCUCCAGGUGUUGCCACCCCCACCUGAGGUGGCCAAUGUCCAGCUCCAGGUGUUGCCAGCACCACCCUCAGGUGGCACAGGUGUGCAGCUCCAGGCAGGUGAGGUGACCAAUGUCCAGCUCCAGGCCCUGCCGCUGACCUCAGGUGUCACCAACGUGCAGCUCCAGGUGUUGCCACCAGGUGGCACCAAUGUGCAGCUGCAGACAGGUGAGGUGGCCAAUGUCCAGCUCCAGGUGUUGCCACCACUUGCAGGUGGCACAGGUGUGCAGCUCCAGGCCACUGAGCUGCCCAGUGUCCACCUGGCGACCUCAGAGGUGACCAAUGUCCACCUGGACAUCUCAGAGGUGACCAACGUCCACCUGGAGACCAUGGAGGAGGUGCCCAGUGCCCACCUGGAGACCUCAGAGGUGACCGAUGUCCACCUGGACAUGUCACGGCUGCCCAGUGCCCACCUGGAGACCACCGAGAUGACCGAUGUCCACCUGGACACCUCAGAGGUGACCGAUGUCCACCUGGAGACCAGUGAGAUGACUGAUGUCCACCUGGAGACAUCAGGGGUGACUGAUGUCCACCUGCAGACCACCCAGAUGACCAGUGCCCACCUGGAACCCACGGAGGUGCCCAGUGUCCACCUGAAUGUGUCAGAGGUGAGUGAUGUCCAGCUGGAGACCACUGAGAUGAAUGAUGUCCACCUGGGCACCUCAGAGGUGACCAGUGCCCACCUGGAACCCACGGAGGUGCCCAGUGUCCACCUGGACACAUCAGAGGUGACUGAUGCCCACCUGGACAUGUCAGAGGUGGCCAGUGUCCACCUGGAGACCUCAGAAUUGCCCAGUGUCCACCUGGAGACCUCAGAGGUGACCAAUGCCCACCUGGCAACCAGUGACACAGCUGAUGUCCACCUGGACACAUCAGAGAUGACCGAUGUCCACCUGGAGACCUCAGAGGUGACCGAUGCUCACCUGGAGACCACUGAGGUGACCGAUGUCCACCUGGAGACCACUGAGGUGACCGAUGUCCACCUGGACACCUCAGAGCUGCCCAGUGCCCACCUGGAACCCACAGAGGUGAGCAAUGCCCACCUGGACACCAGGGAAGUGACCGAUGUCCACCCGGAGACCUCAGAGAUGACCAAUGUCCACCAGCAGACCACGGAGGUGACUAGUGUCCACCUGGAGACCUCAGAACUGCCCGGUGCCCACCUGGACAUGUCAGAGGUGCCCUCUGACCACCUGGACAGCACAGAAGUGACUGAUGUCCACCUGGGGACAAAUGAGAUGACCCAUGCCCACCUGGACAUGUCAGAGGUGACUGAUGUCCACCUGGAGACGUCAGAGCUGCCCAGUGUCCAGCUGGACACCAAUGACAUGACUGAUGUCCACCUGGACACCACCCAGAUGCCCAGUGUCCACCUGGACACCUCAGAGGUGACCAACGUCCACCUGGGGAGCCCAGAGCUGUCUAGUGUCCAGCUGGACGUGUCAGAGGUGCCCAGUGCCCACCUGGAGACCAAUGAGAUGACCAGUGCCCACCUGGAGAGCUCAGAGGUGCCCAAUGCACACCUGGAACCCACCCAGAUGCCCAGUGUCCACCUGGAGAACACAGAGGUGCCCAGUGCCCACCUGGACGUGUCAGAGGUGACCAAUGCCCACCUGGAGACCACUGAGGUGACCGAUGUCCACCUGGAGCCCAUGGAGGAGGUGCCCAGUGCCCACCUGGACGUGUCAGAGGUGACCGAUGUCCACCUGAAGACCUCAGAGGUACCCAGUGCCCACCUGGAAAUGCCUUGUGUCCACCUGGAGACCACUGAGGAGGUGACCGAUGCCCACCUGGAGACCUUGGCAAUGACCAGUGUCCACCUGGAGGUGCCUGGUGCCCACCUGGACUCAUCAAAGAUGCCCGGUGCCCACCUGGAGCCCACAGAGGUGCACCUGGAACCCCCCUAGGAGGUGGCCAAUGCCCACCUGGAGACCUUGGAGCUGCCCAGUGGCCACCUGGAAGUGCCCAGUGUCCACCUGGAGACCAUGGACAUGCUUGAUGCCCACCUGGGUGUGUCAGAGGUACCCAGUGCACACCUGGACACAGCUUGGAGAUGACCAGUGUCCACCUGGAGACAUCAGAGGUGUCCUCUGCCCACCUGGAGACACCUUGGAGGUGCCCAGUGUUCACCUGGGUGUGUCAGAAGUGCCCAGUGCCCACCUGGAGGUGCCCAGUGCCCACCUGGGCAUGUCAGAGGUGCCCAGUGCUCACCUGAAGACCAUGGACAUGCUCAAUGCUCACCUGGACACACCUUGGAGGUGCCCAGUGUCCAUCUGGAACCCACUGAGAAAGUGCGCAGUGCCCACCUGGAGACCACACAGGUGCCCUGUGCCCACCUGGACGCACCUUGGAGAUGCUCAGUGCCCUCCUGGGCAUGUCAGAGGUGCCCAGUGUCCAUCUGGAACCCACUGAGAAAGCACCCAGUGCUCACCUGAAGACCAAGCAGGUGCCCAGUGCCCACCUGGAGGUGCCCAGUGCUCACCUGGAACCUACCGAGAAAGUGCCCGGUGCUCACCUGGACACACCUUGGAGAUGCUCAUUGCCCACCUGGGCACACCUUGGUACCCAGUGCCCACCUGGAGGUGCCCAGCGCUCACCUGGGCAUGUCAGAGGUGCCCAGUGCCCACCUGGAGACCAUGGGCAUUCCCAGUGCUCACCUGGGCACACCUUGGAGGUGCCCAGUGCUCACCUGUAGACCAUGCAGGUGCCCAGUGCCCACCUGGACACACCUGGGAGGUGCCCAGUACCCACCUGGAACCCACCGAGAAAGUGCCCAGUGCCCACCUGGAGACCACGCAGGUGCCCAGUGCCCACCUGGAGACCAUGCAGGUGCCCUGUGCCCACCUGGAGGUGCCCAGUGCUCACCUGGAGCCCACCGAGAAAGUGCCCAGUGCUCACCUGGACACACCUUGGAGAUGCCCAGUGUCCAUCUGGGCAUGGCAGAGGUGCCCGGUGCUCACCUGGACACAUCAGUGCCCACCUGGACAUGUUAGAGGUGCCCUCUGCCCACCUGGACUCACCUUGGAGGUGCCCAGUGCCCACCUGGAACCCCACAGGUGCUCCUGGCCUGGGGGACCCUGUGCCCCGCCCCUGUGCACACCUGUGCCCGCAGGUGAUGGGGGUGCCAGGGGGUACCUGGGGAGGUACCUGA
Melospiza georgiana is the source of this 5955-nucleotide messenger RNA. Its product is annotated as zinc finger protein 628-like. The coding region runs from base 122 to 4711 and encodes 1529 amino acids. NCBI's taxonomy places the organism in Eukaryota, Metazoa, Chordata, Aves, Passeriformes, Passerellidae. The record is from RefSeq and is a predicted model, not a curated record. The transcript has 4 exons.